AUGCAAACUGCAAAUCUAAACCUUUUUUAUCCACCAAUUUCUAAAGAAAUAAUGGAUUUAAAAUUAAAAGUCGAUAUUGAUACGCUCGAUACAAGUUCAAGAAAUAACAAUAUAUCAAAUCAACCCGAAAUAAUCGUGCUAUCCGAUUCAGACAAUGAGCCAGUGCUAGAAUCAACUUCGAAUUCAUUUAUCCGAUAUUAUGAAGAUUUACAAAUUUCUAGCAGCUCUGAAAGUGAAUAUUGUAGCGAUAAUAGCUUAAACGAUUGUGUAUCUAUGGAUAAUUUAAAUGAUAAUGAUAUAAUUGGAAAUAGUUUGAAAGAUGAAGACAUCUAUGAGGAUUUAAACGAUAAUGAUAUACUUGAAAACCGUUUGGAAAAUGAGGAUAACGAUGAGCAACCAACAUUUGCCAAAUUUGGCCGAAAAUUAAUCGUCGAUCAAGUUGAAUAUUAUCUUGAAUUUCAGGAAUAUCCGAAGACUUCUUUAACGGGUGUAGCAAGUGUUUAUAAUGUUUCAGGCUGGAAUCAUAAUGAUGCUAAAAAAAUGGUUGGAAUUUCCAAUAUCCAGUAUGCUCAUGGAGAUCCUGGAAAUAUUCGAUCUAUUAAAAAAUGUCCGUUCUUAGGUGUACCAGUUCAAAAAACUUAUCGAUCAUGUCAUAGUGUAAAAGUGUGUGAAUUCGGUUCAACUACUCUUAAUAUUGAACACACCUCAGUCGAUUUUGAAAAUCAAUUGUAUAAAAAAAUCUUUGAUGCAAACGAAUUUUCUAUUAAUACGUUCACACUAAACACAUACGGUCAAGCUCAUAAUACCCCAUGUCCAUAUGUUGAUCCAAUUACUAAUAUUCAUUGUAAUGGAGGUCCUGUACUUAAAGAAUAUAAACAGAUCGAUAAUACAUCAACUAUUCAAAAAUUUAUUGGAUGUCAAAAGUAUCAAUUUGGUCAGAAAGGGCAUCGUUAUAUUGCAAUUAGUCAGCCACAUCUUCACAAAACGGAUAAUCAAGUUUUAAAAGGAAAAUUAAUUAAUAAAGGAUAUUGUCCUGUGAAGUUUUAUCAUAUUUUGCCUAAAGACCUAACUGAAUGUCCAUUUAUUGUAAUAAUUUCUAUUGGCAUUCAUAAUCAUCCGCCUCCACCUCCAAUUAAAACUCCACAAAAUAUAAUUAACAAUCUACGAAAAAUUAUUGAAAGUAAACAUGAUUUAAGUCUUACAGCCCAUAAACUUCUUACAAGAAUUUUUAAUGAUGGUCAAUAUCUCAUUUUAUGUACUUGGAAAGAACAAACUGAAUUACUUUCUCAAGUAUUAUAUGUUGAAAUUGAUAUGGCGUUUAAAAGAAUCCAUGGUAUUACAAAUGAAUGGGAAAUUUGCGCAUAUAUUAAUCGUUAUCAAAAAA
Cetraspora pellucida is the source of this 1384-nucleotide messenger RNA. The record is from the annotation of a GenBank genome assembly. Lineage: Eukaryota; Fungi; Glomeromycota; Glomeromycetes; Diversisporales; Gigasporaceae.